AAAUAAGCUGCCCUCUCUUCUCUCGCAUCUCAGUCUGUGAGCAGUGGAGCACAGAGCGAGCUCUGGUAGCGCAUUCCCGACAUGUACACCUGUAAGCCCUAUUCAUUCACUCAGGGAUGCAGCGUUCAUGUAUGAAUGGCAGCGACGGCGUUAUCUGCAGCAAAGAGUGUUUGAAAUCUGUCUUGACGAUCAUUUGAGCUGGGAGGCAGAGGCAGCGGAGGAGAAGGCGACAUGCAGAGAAGUGGAUGCUGAGCUGCUCCAGUCUGCAAUUAAGGGGCUGGCACUAAGGACGCGACCCUACACGAGGAUUGGAUAGCACCCACCGGAUGCUGUGAACGAAAUCCACUAGUUGUCACCCCAACUCUGCUGCUCGCAUGCGUGCCAAGCACACUGUCCUUCCCCAGAAAGAGAACUUGAGGGAUCCCUCUGUUCAUCACAGCUGACACUCCAAGGCCCAGCACCCUAUCAUUAGGAACACCACAAAAGGAUUAGACUCUGCGGAUCAUCAUUCACCUCUAAAUAAACGACUGAUCUGAACCUUUGGUUCACUCAUCCUCCACCCACAGAGAGCAGAACAGCAUCAGGUGUUGGAAUGGCCAUGCGUGUUAACUAUAAACAUAGGUAGUGACAUGACUCAGGUCUGACCCUGGAAAUGCCGAAGAGACGAGACAUCGUCGCCAUUGUGUUGAUUGUGUUGCCUUGGACACUGCUCAUCACUGUUUGGCACCAGAGCGCCAUCACUCCUCUGCUCGCUACAAGAAAGGAUGACAGACACGAUGGUCAUUCCAACUCCAGGAACACCUUUGCUUUCAAGGACUCUUGCUCCCUACAGAACCGGGACAUCGUGGAGGUUGUGCGCACUGAAUACGUCUACAGCCGGCCUCCGCCCUGGUCUGACAUCCUGCCCACCAUCCACAUCAUCACUCCCACCUACAGCCGCCCAGUGCAAAAGGCAGAGCUGACUCGUCUGGCCAACACUUUGCUCCAUGUGUCCAACCUGCACUGGAUCCUGGUGGAGGACUCCCAGAGGAGGACCGCUCUGGUCACACGUCUCCUCCAGGACACAGGGCUUAACUACACCCACCUCAAUGUGGAGACACCCAGGAACUAUAAGGUACGAGGAGACACCAGGGACCCGAGAAUACCACGAGGCACCAUACAGAGGAAUUUGGCUCUGCGAUGGCUACGAGAGACGUUCAGUGUAAAUAACAGCCAGCCUGGGAUUGUCUACUUUGCGGAUGAUGACAACACAUACAGUUUGGAGCUGUUUGAGGAGAUGCGUUCCACUAAAAGAGUGUCGGUGUGGCCAGUGGCCUUUGUGGGUGGCCUACGAUACGAGUCCCCAAAAGUUAACACCCUGGGCAAAGUUUAUGGCUGGAAAACUGUAUUCGACCCACACCGGCCCUUUGCCAUCGACAUGGCUGGGUUUGCAGUAAACCUGCGCCUCAUUCUGUCCAAACCUCAGGCUUAUUUCAAGUUACGUGGGGUGAAGGGAGGAUAUCAGGAGAGCAGCUUAUUAAAGGAGCUGGUCACUCUAAGUGACUUGGAACCCAAAGCUGCUAACUGCACUAAGGUAUUAGUAUGGCACACACGGACGGAGAAGCCUGUGCUGGUAAAUGAGGGCAAGAAAGGAUUUACAGACUCCAACGUAGAGAUAUGACAUACUUCAUCUGACACAGGGGGAGUUUCUCAACUGGAUUCUGCCUGGAUUCAAAUCAACCUCAGAGCUUCUAAAAGCAGCGGCCAUGGCCAAAAAUCUUACCAUAGCUUAGAAAUGGAGGUACAGCUGUCCCCUCCAUGAAGCCAUGUGCGUGCACCGACCACAGAGUAUAAAAGCACAACCGCACAAAAACAAAGUGGCCUGUUCUGCUCGGAGCAGUGGCCGACACUCACAGGAGUUGCCAAAAGGAGCUUGCCCAAUGAGGUCUCCUCGGAGAGCCGAGACAAAGGAUGUUACGUGACUUAAACUGCAGGAAGAGAUGGUACGGCAAGCAAUAAAGAGCCCUGUCAGCGCAGACAACACCAGCCAACCAUCCAAUCAGCAUUAAAUAGGGCCCUUUUGUUCUGAGGCAUGCUGGCUGUCGGGCACAGGGCUGCAAAGAGGAAUAAAAGAAGUCCUUGUUUGAAGUGAGUCAGCACUGACUGACAGAUAGCACUGAUGGGAUCUGAGCCCUCCCCUCUCGUACUGUACAACACUGAGCUAUUUAGAUAGCACCCUGAACCCAGCACUAAUUAAACACACAUUCACAUACGCUCAGCUGUCACACUGCACAGAGACACACAAAACACAGAGCAGUAAUUUAUUUUAGUGUAACAGCAAUGUCCUCUCACACUCAUUUACUAGGAGCUCUGGUUUAGUCCUGAUAUGCUGUAACAUUACCGAGGUCUCCUCAUAUUUAAGAGAGGAUUGAGUGUAGCUAGUAGCCUGUCCACUCUGCAGGCUUCCUCGUAAGCUAAUUAACUGAACUGAAGGUUUCUUUGCAUUUAUUUAUUGUUUCAGAGUAACUGGUACCAUUCCCUUGUUAGUUGUGAACUAUACUUGUGAGAAUCAAUGGAAUAUGAAGCCAUUACUUUAAAAAAUGGAUGUGCAUCCUUUCUUUUAGCUGUGUUACACAUCCUAAUUAUUCCCACCAUGGAUGGAUGACUUGCAAGUGAUGAUUUCAUACCCCAUUGACUUGCAGUGGCAUCGCUUUUAAAUGCAAAUGUUCUCUCAGAGUCUGUGGCUUAGAAGAGUUUGGUCAGUUAGUAAAGUGGCAGGCUGUUGAAACCUUGAACUCUUACUUUAAAAUAAGGGCCUGAUGUUGCUACAACACUGCUUGGGUGUCAUUCAAAAGCUCUUUAUAUCACUUCUGCCUCAUUUUGUCUCAUGAAGCUAUUUUUUUGUUUGUUUUACAGGCCUAAUAUGUAUCUGUUUCAGUAGCUGCUACGUGUCACACUGGCAAAAAAUAUUCACACAAGCAAUACAAAUGUAACAAUAUGGCAUAGAAUUGUGACUCACAGACAGAAGUCAUUAAUUACUUUUAAAGUGGCAAUCUACGGGUAAGAAGAUGUGCUUGAUAUUUCUGCUCGAUGUGUACAGAUUCAGUGUAACUAAAGGUACUGUAUGUACAUAGAUAUAAACUGCUCCCAUACAAUCAUGA
Molecule: messenger RNA, 3140 nt
Organism: Amphiprion ocellaris (clown anemonefish)
Lineage: Eukaryota; Metazoa; Chordata; Actinopteri; Pomacentridae
Gene: b3gat1b
Product: beta-1,3-glucuronyltransferase 1 (glucuronosyltransferase P) b
Exons: 8
Coding region: 653-1660 (335 amino acids)
Biological process (GO): carbohydrate metabolic process; chondroitin sulfate proteoglycan biosynthetic process
Cellular component (GO): Golgi membrane
Molecular function (GO): galactosylgalactosylxylosylprotein 3-beta-glucuronosyltransferase activity
Source: RefSeq, a predicted model, not a curated record